CAAUGGAUGUGAGCAACCUAUUGAAACCAAUGCUUGGAAGAGGUGAACUGCGAUGCAUUGGUGCAACUACGCUGACUGAAUACCGCAAAUACAUGGAGAAAGAUCCAGCUCUGGAACGUAGGUUUCAGAAAGUGUUCUGUAAUCAGCCAUCUGUUGAAGAUACUAUAUCGAUUCUUCGUGGUUUAAGAAAGCGGUACGAGUUACAUCAUGGUGUUAAGAUAUCAGAUGGUUCCCUUGUUUCAGCAGCAGUUAUGGCAGACCGCUAUAUAACUGAACGCUUUCUACCAGACAAAGCUAUUGAUCUUGUUGAUGAAGCUGCCUCAAAGUUGAGGGUUUCGACCACUUCGAAACCAACUGAACUCGAUGAAAUAAACAAAGCUGUGAUCAAACUGCAGAUGGAGAAGUAUUCUUUGAAAAGGGAUAAUGCUAAUGCUUCUAAAGAACUUCUACAGAAAAUGGAUAAUGAUUUGACCAAACUCAAGGAUAAACAGAGAGAACUCAGCAAGCAAAAGGCGGAAGAAGAGUCUCUCAUUACUAAAUUACGUUCAUUUAAAGAAGAGAUUGAUAAAUCCGCUGAACGUGAAUGUGGUCUAAACCGUACUGCUGAGGUGAAGUAUGGAACACUAAUGUCCCUCCAACGCCAGUUAGAAGAAGCUGAGAAGAAUCUCACCAAUCCCGGAGACACUAAUCAGUCACUGCUACAAGAAGAGGUAACCGAUCUUCACAUAGCAGAGAUAGUAAGCAAGUGGACGGGUAUCCCACUAUCAAACCUUCAACAAUCAGAGAAAGAAAAGCUAGUUUUCUUGGAAGAAGUGCUUCACAAGAGAGUUUUUGGUCAAGACAAGGCUGUCGAAUCGAUAGCAAAUGCUAUCCGCUGUUCAAAGGCUGGUCUUUCAGAUCCUAACCGUCCUAUUGCGAGUUUUAUGUUCAUGGGUCCAACAGGUGUUGGUAAAACCGAGCUUGCCAACGCUCUUGCUGGUUACCUUUUCAACACUGAAAACGCGAUAGUGAGGAUCGAUAUGAGUGAGUACAUGGAAAAAAACUCAGUCUCACGGCUCAUUGGUGCACCUCCCGGUUGUGCUGGUUUCGAAGAAGGUGGUCAGUUAACUGAAGCUAUUCGGAGGAGACCUUACUCGGUGGUUCUGUUUGAUGAGAUCGAGAAAGCUCACCCUGAUGUCUUCAAUAUCUUUCUACAGAUACUAGAUGACGGGAGGAUAACUGAUUCUCAAGGGAGGACCGUAAGUUUCAGAAACUGUUUUGUAAUAAUGACGUCUAAUAUAGGAUCACACCCUAUACUUGAGACUUCCCGCAACAAUAAAGAUAGCAAAGAAGCAGUUUAUGAGAUGAUGAAACAACAAGCUGUGGAGUUAGCAAGACAAACUUUUAAGCCAGAGUUCAUGAACAGGAUUGAUGAAUACAUUGUUUUCCAGCCGUUGGAUUUAACAGAAUUAUCCAAGAUCGUCGAGUUUCAGAUGAGACGAGUGAAGAAUUUGUUGGAACAAAAGAAAAUAAAACUUGAGUACACAAAAGAAGCGGUGGAUCUCCUUGCUCAGCUUGGGUUUGACCCAAACAAUGGGGCAAGGCCGGUGAAGAGAGUGAUUCAGGAGAUAGUGAAGAAGGAGAUAUCCUCAAAAAUUUUAAAGGGAGAGUUUACAGAGGAAGACACUAUUCUUCUAGAUGUUGACAAGCCAAACAACAAAUUGGUCAUCAAGAAGCUCGAGAGUAGGGCUCCUGUUGAAGAUAUCUCUUUUUCUAAUGAUGAUCAUGUCUUAAUUAAGGAUUAAUUAUAUUUGCCGACAAAAGAAAAUGGGAACAUUUUUAAUCAAAUGUUUGAGCUGUGACUAAUGAGAUAAUUUGUGGGUUAAGUUGUAAGAAUUAUUUGGGGUUCACAAGAGUAUUAAUCAGUGUGUUCGGGUUUUUACUUAAA
Camelina sativa (false flax) is the source of this 1927-nucleotide messenger RNA. The record is from RefSeq and is a predicted model, not a curated record. Lineage: Eukaryota; Viridiplantae; Streptophyta; Magnoliopsida; Brassicales; Brassicaceae.